GAGUAUUGGACAAGCAUUCAAACCCAAGCACAAUGUCGUCAAACUUUUCCACAACACACGAUGGCCACUACGUUCUCUGCUGACGAGGCGCGCGCGGCCAUAAAGGAACAUGGGUUCUUCUCGAUUCAGGAUGGAGAGCUCGGUAAACGUUUCCUGGAGAUGGAGAGCAAGAAGUGGUCGUUCUCAUUCAAGACGGUUGAAGGCUUCAAUUUUUGCAAAGCCAACGUCCUGAAGGAUACGCGCGUUCAAGAUACCCUAAGUGCCUUCAAGAGACCGCAUAUUCUAGCCGACUAUACAAGACUUGCUCCAUCCCGAGGCACUAUUUUUCAGCUCAGACGUGGUGGCAACGACGAUGUGCUCCUCGUGCAUCUCUGGGGAAUUGGCUCAAGUCCAAUAUACUAUCGAAAAUCGCAAGAUGCAGACCUUUGGAGGAUACUAGCCACCAACAAUCUGUGGCAGGUUCUAGGUGCUGAGCUUAAAGCCGCGGGUUGUCUGGGGACGCCGAUCAACUUUAAGGAUGGUGGACUUGUCAUACUCGAUGCCCGCCUCGCUGUUGAUUUCGGAGAUACGAGUCCCGUUGUCGCCGCAUUUGCCACGCCGGAGGUGCUGAAGAAGCGACCUAUGGAUUGGCCACUCCUAAGCAUCCCAAACUCAUUGAAACCGAGCGAACUAGCUGGCAUGAACAUACAUGCUGCACUUGAGGAAAAGGAAAGUGCACGCGAAGGCAGGGCCGAGGAAGCUUCAGAUGGAGAAUGCUCGGUAUGAUUGCGGUGCUAUCUACCGAUGUGUCAGAGAUACCAUUUAUCGACAGUUUUGUGAUCCCCUUGAUGAUGCU
Molecule: messenger RNA, 835 nt
Organism: Emericellopsis atlantica
Lineage: Eukaryota; Fungi; Ascomycota; Sordariomycetes; Hypocreales; Bionectriaceae
Exons: 3
Coding region: 61-765 (234 amino acids)
Source: RefSeq, a predicted model, not a curated record